GUUGUUGUGUUUGUCUGCUAUGCAUCAGUGUGAGGACAGAGAGGAGGGAAGAUCUCUGUGUGGGGAACAGGAGAACCAGAGCAAAGCUCAGAGCCCAGAGCAGCAGAAAACACACUCUGCUGAACCAGGACCUGGACCUGGAUCUGGACCUGGAUCUGGAUCCAGCUGUGGACCCGUGAAGAGUGACUGGUCAAAGGAGCAUCCCCUUCAUUUCAGUUGAUCUGCAGGUGGAAGGAUCCAGCAGCAGAGACCAGACUGUCCUGAACCUAGCUGUCUGUCCUUCAAGGGCGACCAGUCAAAGGAUGAAUUGAUGAACUUUAAAGACGUCCGUCCAUCUGCUGAUCAGAUAUUUGUGGUCGUCAUGGCAACAGCAAGACCUUCACUGUACUGCUGCUGCUGUGGGUGUGUUUUUUUUUUUUUUUUAUCCUGCGCGCGCAUGAAAGGCGGGAAGUCGAGCCUCUCCAUCACGCCCCCCACCCCCAGCCUCCACCAGUGCUGCAGCCCGGGCUCGGGAGUCCUUCAGAAGGGGCGGGGUCUGUUUCGCUGCAGAGGGAUGCUCCGCAGCCCCACGCUGGACCAACCAGCCUGGAAAUCCCUGCUUAUAGCUCUCCUUCCUCCUGUCGGAGCCCAGCCGAACCGCACGACCCGGGAACUAUGUCCUCCAACCUGCCCUCCGGAGCCACAGCCGGGGGAGCCGGGGUCAAAAGCAAGCCCCUCUCCCCCUUUAGGAAGCGGGGAAGUCUGCAAUACACAGCCAGCACAGUUGAUCUCCGUGGUGCUCGCCACCUCCUCACUUCCCAGCAUUCCUUGCCUGGGAUCCCUGUGGCCUUGAAACAGUCCAUUGACCUGCGCACUUCCAUGGAUGGGAAAUACAAGGAGAUUGCCGAGGAGCUGUUCUCCCGAAGCCUGGCAGAAAGUGAGAUGCGUAGCGCCCCCUAUGAGUUUCCUGAAGACAGCCCCAUCGAACAGCUGGAGGAGAGACGUCAGCGUCUGGAGCGACAGAUCAGCCAAGAUGUCAAGUUUGAACCUGACAUCCUCCUUCGAGCCAAACAGGAGUUCAUGAAGACUGACAGUGCCACAGAUCUUGAAUACAUGAAGGAGCAAAGUGAAACUCCAGACCUGCAGGAGAGAGAAUUGGUUACAGAGAAAGAGUACCAGCGAGUCACUAUUUCAGGAGAGGAGAAAUGUGGGGUUCCAUUCACAGAUCUGUUGGAUGCUGCCAAAUGUGUGGUGAAAGCUCUGUUCAUUAGAGAAAAGUACAUGGGUCUGUCGAUGCAGAGCUUCUGCCGGACCACAGCUCGAUACCUGCAGGAGCUGAGCGAGAGACCUCUGGAUUUAGAUAUCUAUGAGGACGAGAUUCCAGAGACCACAGUCACUGCAGAUGCCACAGUGCACCCACCUGUUUCUGAAACGCACCCCUACGAGAACCAGGACCCUGCCAGCACGCCCCCCGACAUGGGCUACGGCUGUAUGAUGGUGGACGGGGUCAUGCAUGUUUACACCACCAGGAACACCAUGGAAAAGAGCACAGAGCUGGACCUGCCGUAUCCAGACCUGCAGGAGUACAUCGCUGACAUGAACGUCAUGAUGGCCCUCAUCAUCAACGGACCUGUAAAGUCCUUCUGCUAUCGUCGUCUGCAGUACCUCAGCUCCAAGUUCCAGAUGCACAUCCUGCUGAACGAGAUGAAGGAGCUCGCAGCGCAGAAGAAGGUCCCACAUCGAGACUUUUAUAAUAUCCGUAAGGUCGACACACACAUUCACGCUUCAUCCUGCAUGAACCAGAAGCACCUUCUACGUUUCAUCAAAAGAGCCAUGAAGAAGUAUCCUAAAGAGAUCGUUCACGUGGAACGAGGGAAGGGGCAGACGCUCAUGGAGGUGUUUGAGAGCAUGAACCUGACAGCCUUUGACCUCAGUGUUGACACUCUGGACAUGCAUGCAGAUCGCAACACUUUCCAUCGGUUCGACAAGUUCAACGCCAAAUACAAUCCCAUUGGCGAGUCCAUCCUGCGGGAGAUCUUCAUCAAAACGGACAAUUACAUCGAGGGGAAAUACUUUGGUCACAUCAUCAAGGAGGUGAUGGCCGACCUGGAGGAGAGCAAAUACCAGAACGUGGAGCUCAGGCUGUCCAUUUACGGUCGAUCCAGAGACGAGUGGGACAAACUGGCCUCGUGGGCUGUAAAACAUAAGGUCUACUCUGAUAAUGUGCGCUGGCUCGUUCAAGUGCCACGGCUCUUCGACGUCUACCACACAAAGAAACAACUGUGCAACUUCCAGGAAAUGCUGGAGAACAUCUUCAUGCCUCUGUUUGAAGUUACAGUCGACCCCAGCAGCCACCCAGAGCUGCACCUCUUCCUCCAGCACGUUGUGGGCUUCGACAGUGUGGAUGAUGAGUCCAAACCAGAGCAACAUAUCUUCAACCUGGACAGUCCACUGCCAGUCAACUGGACGGAGGAGGACAACCCGCCCUAUUCCUACUACCUCUACUAUAUGUAUGCAAACAUGACAGUGCUGAAUCACCUGCGCAGGCAGCGGGGGUUUCACACACUCGUCCUACGUCCUCAUUGUGGGGAGGCUGGACCGAUCCAUCAUCUGGUGUCUGGUUUCAUGCUGUCAGAGAAUAUCUCACACGGACUGCUGCUCCGGAAGGCUCCUGUGCUGCAGUAUCUCUAUUACUUGGCCCAGAUAGGCAUCGCCAUGUCUCCUCUCAGCAAUAACAGCCUGUUCCUCAGCUACCAUCGUAACCCUCUGCCAGAGUAUCUGUCCAGAGGCCUCAUGGUCUCUCUGUCUACAGACGAUCCUCUGCAGUUUCACUUCACCAAGGAGCCCUUGAUGGAAGAGUACAGCAUUGCUGCUCAGGUGUGGAAACUGAGCUCCUGCGACAUGUGUGAACUUGCCAGAAACAGCGUGCUGAUGAGCGGAUUCUCUCACAAGGCGAAGAGCUACUGGCUCGGCCCGAACUACAUCAAGGAGGGACAGGAGAGCAACGACAUCAGGCGCACCAACGUCCCCGACAUCCGGGUGGCGUAUCGCUACGAGACCAUGUGUGAGGAGCUGAAUCUAAUCACACAGGCCAUUCGCACAGAUGAGCUGGAGACCAUCGAGGAGGAGGGGAGUCUGUGUAUGGGAGCUGUGCAGGCAGAGAAGUGAACAUGCAAACACAACACAAACAAAGUUCUCACCACAUUCCCUCCGUUUCCACAUCAGGACAUUGUACAGAUUUGGAUAUAAACCUAUCACGUCUGUGAAAAGUUACAGGAGGAUUCUGAGAGCUGCUGCUGUGGUAAAAUGAGAGAGGACCUGUGAUCUGUGUAUCCAAGGUGUUUGCUUCCUUUAGUCUCUUUGUGUCAUCCUCUGUUUAAUCUGUCAUGGUAAAUGAAUAAUGUCUCUUGGUCAUUUGUGUUGGAAAAAGAAUUAUAUUUUCAUGGUUUGUGACCUUUUUUCUGUACAAUGUCUGUAAUUCCUGUACCGAGCCUUGAAUAAUGAGCACAUUCAAAAUGUAACUCAUUAAUAAAACAUAUUCAGAGAAUCCAAAACCCAGAAGAGAAUCUGGAACAACUUUGCAAAGAGAAGAGAAUUUAUUACAAACAGGGCUGGACUUAGCAUUGAGAAUACUGAGGUCAUAUUUUUGGCUUCUUCUUUUGUAAUUUGGGGAUUUUAGAAAGUUAGAUAUACAGUUAAAAACUUACACAGGGUGGAUGAUUUUAGGUUCAUCUUGGUCCUUUUUUUUUUAAGCAUGUUUCCUGAAAAAACUAUAUUCUGGUAUUAAUUUCAAGAAAAAAAAACUAAGACAAUAUUCUGAGACAUAUUUUAUUUAUUAAAUGACAUUUAGAGUUUAGUUAGUUGGUGUUUUCUACAGUCGGUUGUACCAGCUAUUCUUAAAUUCAAACUUAUAUUAACUGUAACACAAGUGCUUAUUAAGUGGAAAUUUAAACCCACACUAACAAAGUUGUUCAUGCAUAAAGACUACUAAAAAUCAGUCUUAACCUGUCGAUGGUGAUUGAUUUUGGUUGGAUGAAGCUACAGAAGUAUUAGAUUUACAUGUCCAUAGUUUUCAUCAGUCAGCUAAGAGACGUUUUAAGUUUAAUUAUCCGACAUGACUCAGCAAAUCCAGCAGUUAAUAAUGGAAGGGCUCAUCUGUCAGGCUUUCUGUUCCGCCUUUUUGUCUUCUCUUGGCAGCUGCACUGGUGGAUCAUUGGAGAGUUAACUGCACCCCAGAGGCUGGAGCGGUUAAUGUUACAAAAGCCUGCUGUCACACUCCUCUUCCUCAUGGUCUAUACAUCUCUUUCUGCCUGAUCCCAGUCCCCACCCUGAAGCCGGCACUAAACCCUCAAACAUCUCUGCUGUAGUGUUUCACUGUGAGUGCAACAGGUAUAAAAGAAGGAUUACAAAAGCAAACUCUGAGUUCCGGCUCAGUUGUUCAUUCUAAGGUGGCAUUCCCAGGUUUAUGCAUUUAAGCACAGUGGCUCCGUGGUUAGCACUGUCGCCUUGCAGCUAGAAGAUCCAUAGUUCGGGUCUGGGAUCUUUCUGCAUGGAGUUUGCAUGUUCUCCCUGUGCAUGUGUGGGUUUUCUCCGGGUUCUCCAGCUUCCUCCCACAGUCCAAAAACAUGCUGAGGUUAACUGGUGAUUCUAAAUUGUCCGUAGGUGUGAAUGUGAGUGUGAUUGUUUGUCUCCAUGUGUAGCCCUGUGAUAGACCAGUGACCUGUCCAGGUGUCCCUUGCCUUCGGCCUAAAUCACCUGGGAUAGACUGCAGCCCCCUCUAAUGAGGAUUAAGCGGUGUAUCGAUAAUGGAUCACUGGAUGCUUGUUGCACAAGAGUUGUUGAAAGACUCAGAAAGUUGAAAAUGUGACCAUUUUUAUCAGUUUUUACAGUUUCCGGCCCUGAUAAAUGGUGUAAUUUUGGGUGUUUUUUUAGGAAAGUGUUGAGCGUGUUCAUUUUUUGAGAUAGAAGACAAACAAGUUCUCUCAAUUAAGGUCGUUUGUUCUGCAACAAGUAGCUUGAUAUCAAGGACCAUUACUGUUCAGUUAACAAAAUGUUAAUCUGAAGGCGUCUUCCCAGUAAUGGAUGAAAUGCACCGUGUACAGAGUGUGUUUAUGAAAAUGUGUUACAACCUCAUUGGUCAAAAACUGUUGGAGAGGAACCGCUCUCAUCUCAGCCCUCUAAUUGUCAGUGCACAGGCUUGUCCUUUAGCCUGUUGGCACAUGAUCCUCCAAUCAGAUGGUUCCAGAUCCUGCAAGAGUCCCUCCCUAUUGUGAUUGAUGUAUGUAUCUUAAUUGACUUUACACCUUGCCAGUAGGUUUUCUACACUGAAGCACAUAUCGAAUGAUGCGUGACAACCUUACAAGGAAAGGACAGACUGCAUGUGUUGGCUAAAAUCACCCACCAUUGGCUACUGGUUGGACCAAACCAAAAAGUCAGCUGGGAUAGACUCCAGCGACCUUAAUGAGGAUGAAGUGGUUUAUAGAUAAUGGAUGGAUGGAUGGAUGAAAGAUCAGGAAAGUCACAAACAUCUUGAAAUCCUAUGCAGAAAUUUGGCGGAAAAUACAAACAACUCUACAGAUGUCCAGUAAACAACCACGACGGCGAGCACUUUUAGAUUUCUUCCCUCAACCAUUCAUGCUUGAUUUGAGCACAUUAUGAGGGGUCAAGGACAACUGCAUCUAUACAACAGCAAUUUAACAAUAAACUCUGGGCGAAGUCCUGGAGAUAAAUCUGCAGACUCAUAGAACUGGUGUUGAAAAGUCCGUAUCAGAGCCCUCAUGACAGGGCACAAUUUUAUAAUGACCCAGAAGGAAAUAUGCAUCAAAGUUUCAUGAGUCCAUGAGAUCAGGAUUGGGCUUCAUUUGGCACCCUUACUUAGAUUUACAAUCCUCACAGGCCUUACUCUACAGAAAGUGGCAGCUGGAUUUGUUUGAUUGUCCACUAGCAGCAAGCAUGGCCCACACUAUGUGUUCUAUAAAAUAUUUUUUAUACAUUUUGCCUUCUCGUUAACAUGCUAAUGCAGCUUUAGGUCGCUGCUGUUUGAAAUACCGAUGUGUUUUUUUGUCGUGUCACAUCACAGGUUGCUCUGUUAUCUCCUUCCUGUACACGAGCCAGCUUUGUGGAAUGGUUGACGUGGCAAAAAUUAUGCCAGUGCUGACGCUGCAAAAGACAGAUACCGAGGAGUAACUUUACUUCGUCUGUCAAUGAGCGAUUGUUCGCAGUCCAGCUUCUGAUUGGCUAACAUGCUUUAUGAUCUUACGCUUUAUGAUCAUAUCACCACUUUUUGUUUGUUCUUGGCAGCGUUUCUGUUGUGUUCCCGAAUUUAAAUAUGGAUGAAGAUUUCUUCAAACCAGCACCUGCAUGGAAGGGAACACUUUUUUUAAAAAAAAUAUGCAAUGCAAAAAGAUGCCAUUGUUGUUGAUGUGCAGACAGAGGAAACUUUUUUUCAUCAUGUCACAUCAGAGGUUGCUCUGUUAUCUCCCUCCUGUAUUUAAGCCAGUUUUGUGGAAUGGUUGACGUGGCAAAAAUUGUUCUGGAGCUGACGCCGCUAAAAGGGCUUUUUACAUAUUUACAAAAAAACUUGCCCCACCGUUGGUUACCUGCUAGAACUGAUAGCCUUUCCUUUGCCAGCUUCUGAUUGGCUAACAUGGCUUCACGCUUAUGGUUACAUCACCACCUGUUUUGUCUUUGCAACGCUUCAGUUGUGUUUUUGAAUUUUCAUCUGGAUGAAGAUGACUUUUAAAACAGCAUGCAAAAAAUGCAACAUUAGCUCACUGAGUGUUGAAAAAAUGUUGAUGCGUAGACAGAGGAUUUGUUUUUUGUCAUGUCACAUCAGAGGUUGCUCUGUUAUCUCCUUCCUGUAUUUAAGCCAGUUUUGUGUAGUGGUUGACGAGGCAAAAGUUGUGCUGGAGCUGACGCUGCAAAAGACAGAUACUGAGGAGUAACUUUACUUCGUACUUCAAUGCGCUAUUGUGUGCAGUUCAGCUUCUGAUUGGCCAACAUGGCUUUACAGUUAAGAUCAUAUUGCUUUUUCUGUUUGCUCUUGGCAGCACUUCAGUUGUGUUUAUGAAUUUAAAUACUGAUGAAGAUUACUUUUAAAUCAGUACCUGUGUGGAUAGGAACCCAGUGUUUUUGAAUAUGUAAUGCAAAAAAAAAGCCAUUUUAGUUGACGUGUAGACAGAGGAAUUUUUUUUUUGUCAUGUCACAUCAGAGGUUGCUCUGUUAUCUCCUUCCUGUACAUGAGCCAGUUUUGUGUAGUGGUUGACGAGGCAAAAGUUGUGCCAGUGCUGACGCUGCUAAAAGACAGAUACUGAGGAGUAACUUUACUUCAUACCUCAAUGUGCUAUUGUUCGCAACCUGCUGGAGCUGAUAAGCACUUUUUUCCUAAGUUUUUCUUUUGAAAUUUCUUUAAAAACAGCACCUGUGUGGACAGGAACCCAGUCAUUUUAAAUAUCUUUUUGAAUGUGCAGUGGUUGACAUGGAAAAAUUAUGCUGGUGUUGCUAACAAGACGAGUAACUUUACUUAGAAACUUGAUGCACCACCGUUGGUAACCUGCUGGAAUUAAUCACCAAAUACCCAACUGUGCACUAGGCCUAAAAAUUCUGAACAAUCUCAAACACACACUAAAGAACUGAUGAAUCGCUGGUGCAACCCAAUGCUGAUGAACUUCCUAGCAAGCACAACUCAGUUUAAGUACAACUAACAGAACUUGGUUGGUGUGGAUGAAGCAGAAUAAUGACCUCAGUGUUUCUAAAAUCCUGACUGCGGCUCUGACUUCUCAUCAAAUCCUAAACUUCUGCAGCAGAAUUGGUUCAAUUUGUGAUGCAGAAACACAUAAAAACACUGAAAUUAAAAAUAGAAACACUACAAAUGAAUUAAAACAUUUUCUACUCUGAGCAUCCACAGCACAGAUAAAUCUCCAUCUUCAGUAUAAGUGUGAUAUUCUUGCUUCUUUUUUCCGUCUCUACAGUGGUUCCGUUGGGUUGCAUGAGGCCACGUCAAUAUUUAUUGUCAGAUACAUUCCUGAAUGUGAUGCAUGAUGAUCCGCUUUUUCACUCUUUGCACAAGUUCAACCAGUGCCAAAUCCAUGAAUAAACAACCUCCAGGUUUAGAGAACUGAAAGUCGACUAACUUGACAAACCACUUUUCCAAUUCCCAGCUUCUGUUCGGGUCUUGGUGUUGUCGGUCAGGCUGCUUGUUGCUGUUUGUGUGUCCUCCCAGAGCAUUUUUAUGUGCUGUUUGUGAUAUUAUUUAAUGCCAUUUGCAUCUGUAAAAAAUAGAUAUUAUUAACAUUGGUGUGCUUUCCUCUUUUCAAUUAAAAAGAAAGAAAAAAGAGAGUGAGAAAAAUUAAAA
Messenger RNA from Amphiprion ocellaris (clown anemonefish), 8332 nucleotides. RefSeq names its product adenosine monophosphate deaminase 2b (gene ampd2b). The record is from RefSeq and is a predicted model, not a curated record. Gene Ontology annotation, molecular function: AMP deaminase activity. Lineage: Eukaryota; Metazoa; Chordata; Actinopteri; Pomacentridae. Gene Ontology annotation, cellular component: cytosol. The coding region runs from base 655 to 3147 and encodes 830 amino acids. Gene Ontology annotation, biological process: AMP metabolic process; IMP salvage. The transcript is spliced from 22 exons.